Molecule: messenger RNA, 1224 nt
Organism: Gryllus bimaculatus (two-spotted cricket)
Lineage: Eukaryota; Metazoa; Arthropoda; Insecta; Orthoptera; Gryllidae
Source: the annotation of a GenBank genome assembly
AUGGGUGACGAAGAAGACAAAAGGCUACGGCAACGUGGCGCCGAAGACCGAGUGGGGCAAGAUGACGACGAUCCUGUACGCCAUCAUCGGCAUGCCGCUGUUCCUGCUCUACCUGUCCAACAUCGGCGACAUCCUGGCCAAGAGCUUCAAGUGGAUCUUCGCGCGCUGCUGCAAGUGCAGGGGCUGCGCGUGCGACCGGCGACGGCGCGAGCUGCGGCGCCUGCAGCGCCAGCAGGAGCUGCACCAGCUGCAGGCGCGGCGGCGCGGCGAGCUAAAGCUUUCUGCUUCGCGUACCUAUUGCGAAUCUCAGCACUGCACGGAAUCACGUACCAUAAUGGUAUGAGAGCGUAGCCUUCCCCCAACAUGUCUUAGUCGCAAGUGUCAAUGUUUCGGCCACCAUUCUGCGACUUUCCUUUCCUCGCGACCUCCCUCACUUUUCGCCCGGACGAAGGUUGCAGAAUGGCGGCCGAAACGUUGGCACAUGUGUCUAGGACGCGGCGCCUCCCGAGUAUACAGCAUAAUGACAUGAUAACGGAAACAGCGGCGAGUGGGAAUUGCGCGUGUGCGUUGUAGGGCCCGGCGGGCCCGCUGGCGGUGGCGGACCCGGACGCCGCGUUGGACGGCGAAGAGGACGACGACGCGUCUGGCUCGGAUGGCAGCUCGCUGGACGACGACCCGCAGUCCAUCACUGUGCCCAUCACCCUCUGCCUCACCAUCAUGGUCGGCUACGUGUGCGGCGGGGCGCUGCUGUUCUCCCGCUACGAGUCGUGGGACUUCCUGGACGGCUCCUACUUCUGCUUCAUCAGCCUGAGCACCAUCGGCUUCGGCGACAUCGUGCCGGGCGACAAGAUCUACGCCAGCCAGGGCAUCGAGCUCAGCUUCAUUCUGUGCUCCAUGUACCUGAUGCUGGGCAUGGCGCUCAUCGCCAUGUGCUUCAACCUCAUGCAGGAGGAGGUGGUGGCCAAGAUGCGCGGGCUGGUGGCGGCGGCGCGCGCCGUGUGUCGGUGCAGGGGCCGGCGCGACCGGUUGCGCGAGGUGGCGGCGGAGGCGGGGGCGGCCGCCGCCGCCGUCGUGGUGCCCGGCGCGCUCCGCCCGCCAGCCGCCGCCGCUGCCGCCGCCCCUGCCACUGAAGACUACGACGUGGACGAGGUGGCGGAGGAGGAGGAGGAAGAGGAGGUGGUGGUGGUGCCGAGGGCGAUGCGUGGGAGACGCGGCGGCAUUUGA